UUCAGCUAAUAGGAACGUACGAAAUGGCAGCUGUAGAAACUGAAUUUCUUCGAGAUCAAGUCCAAAGAUUGAAAGAACAGCUGAAAUAUUAUGAAGAUAAAGCGCAUCCUGAAUAUGAUGCAUUUAAGACUCGUGGACAUUUCAGAGAUAAUGCGACUGUAAAACCAAGCUUUAGUGAGAAAAGGAAUGUGGAUUUCCUAAUUGGAGACUAUGACAGACAUAGUGAAGAAAUGAGUGAUCAACUCCGUUUUUAUCAGGCACAAAUGGGUGAAAUGAGAUUAAAGCUAGAAAGCAUAGUAAAAGAGAAUGAGAAGCUUCACCAACAAUUAAAAGAGUCCCUGGAGAAGCAGCUGGAAUCUCUCCCUACUGAUGCUGCCCUGGCUAGUGAGGCAUUUACAGAACAAGAAUUGAUUAAAAACCUCCAGGACCAACUGCAACUUGCAAAUCAAGAAAAGGAGAAUGCCUUAGAGCUGUGGCAGAUGGUUUCACAAGAAAUGGAUCGCCUGCAGCAGCUGUACCAGGAACACAUGACUAAUGCCCGCAUACACGUGGCAGAGAGAGAGAAGCAAAAGGAAGAGCUAGCAAAGUUCCAGCAGCUAACUAAACAACUUCACGGGGCUCAUGAAAAAGUGGAACUGACAAACCAACAGUUUCUACAUACUGUGAAUGAACAGCAAAAAGAAAAUGACCAGCUACAGAAGCAGCUCAGGCAGGCAAAAGUGGACUUAAAAGUAGCAACUAUGAAGAUUGAAGAACUGACUCAAAUAAUGGAAACUAUGGAGAGCCAAGCAAAAAAAAGAGAAGAAGAGGUGUUGGCAGCCCGGGGCAAGGAAGAAACAUCAGACAAACGGGUGCAACAGCUCCAGACUGCAGUAACGCAAUUAGAAAUCAGGUUGAAAGCAGCAGUACAAGAUGCAGAACAGUUAAAAGGGGAAAAAACACAAUUGGAAAAACACAUCGGGGAGCUACAGGCAAAAUGUUCAGAAAUGGAACAAGAGAAAUAUGAAGCUAUUUCCAGAGUGCGAGACAGUAUGCAGAUUGUAGAGGAAGCCAACAUUGUGAAAAGCCAGGCACUUUUAAAAGAAAAGCAAAAGCAGGGAGAGAUAGAAAAAAUGAAGGAAGUAAUAGCCAAGAUAAUUCAGGAAGCUGCAAUGAGAACUCGAAAAGAGGUGCAAAACGCCAAGAAACUCUCCAAUGUACAGAUUUUGCGGUUGACUGACGACAUCUCUGCUUUGCAAACAGAAUGUAGUGAGAAGCAGAGUCUUAUAGAACGUCUUUUAAGAGAGAAGCGAGCUGCAGAGGAAGAGCUGGACAAGGUGUAUCGAGAAGGCCGGGUAAGCGAGAAAGAUUAUAGAAAGCUAGAGGAACUACAACAGCGAUGUCUGAUUGCAGAACGCAGUAAAGAUGACCUCCAGAUAAGCCUGCGCGCAGUACAAAAGAAAAUAAAACAAUUGCAACUGAACUCUGAGGAGGAGCUGUCCAGAUGUCAGGAAACUAUUCAAAAGCUGAACGAAGUUUUGGAGUCAGAAAGAAAAGAGAGCAGUUGUGUGAGCGAGGAGAGGCUAAAGCUGGUGCAGGGGAAUGAACACUUACGAAAAGAAGUGGAAGAGUGGAGGAGGUCUGCCAUGGAGGCGCAGCAAAAACUCAAAUUUCAGUUAAGCACCAUGGCUCAUGAAUUUUCUGUGAAGGAGCAAGGCUAUGAAGUACAGCUAGAGGAGAUGGAAGACAGCUGCCGAAAGUCCAUGCAAGAGCUUAUGAGGCUACUGACGGCCCAGCGAAAAACAAGCUACAAAUGGAAAGAAGAGACAAAUAACCUAUCCCAAAGCACAGAGAACAGGCUGAGAAAACUACGAAGGGAAAUAAAAAGAGAAAAACAGCAAAAACAUGAGUUACUUUCACAGUUAGAAGCCAGCCAUGAGAAAAUGUUUGAGCUGGAAAAAAUGAUUGCUGAUUUACAAGAAAAAAGCACCAGACUUCAGAAACGUCUAAACAAAGCGGAGGAACAAGCGGUGCAGGCAUCAAAACAGCUUAAUCUUGUUGUUUCUGAGAGGAGAAAAGCUUCUCACAAACUGGACCUGGGAAACAUCUAAAAAUAACUGUACAUCUGCUAUAAUUGGGAUGAUAUAACCCGCAGUGCCAGCGAGGGAGAACAUGAAAUUGAUGGCUUCUUGUCUGCAGCUCAGUGGACAACCAUGAACUUCCAAACUUGAUAUGAGAACUAAGCAACUUAUGAUUUGA
Molecule: messenger RNA, 2238 nt
Organism: Nanorana parkeri
Lineage: Eukaryota; Metazoa; Chordata; Amphibia; Anura; Dicroglossidae
Gene: SCLT1
Product: sodium channel and clathrin linker 1
Exons: 21
Coding region: 24-2090 (688 amino acids)
Biological process (GO): cilium assembly; clustering of voltage-gated sodium channels
Cellular component (GO): centriole
Source: RefSeq, a predicted model, not a curated record